Molecule: messenger RNA, 1902 nt
Organism: Hymenoscyphus albidus
Lineage: Eukaryota; Fungi; Ascomycota; Leotiomycetes; Helotiales; Helotiaceae
Source: the annotation of a GenBank genome assembly
AUGCGAGCCUCUAGAUUCUUGUUACCGGAUGUCAUAAGAGAUCAAUGUCUUGUUCAUCAACGCGCUGGCCGAAAGUGGUACACUAGUGACCACCGUUCAAAUACCACAGAUACGCCAACCGAAACCUAUCCACCGCUCCACCCCACUACUCCCACGGUCCCCUCCGCGAACAAAGUUGAGCCAGUUAAUCUGCACCGUCUGGUCACUGAUCUUGAUGCUGUUGAUAGUCCAUAUGUCAUCCCAUAUGCCGUCGCAGUCACUCGCGAUUCGUUGUUAUGGUACCAAAAGAAGCAUGAUAAGAUAAAACGUGUUGAUAAGGAGGAGAGGAGAGAGAGGAGAGAGGGGGAUCUUGGCGCAACUCAUCCUGAAGUUUUGGCAUACGCGCUCUUGGGAAACUCGAAUGAUUCAGCCAUACUUCAAAGCCAUUUCAUGGGAGCUUUUCUCCGGGCCCAAAGACCGCAGACGGGCGCUACUGAGCAAGACCGUAUAAACGAGUUAGCACUGAAUAUACCGUUGGAUUCUUCGGACAAGCAGCUAAGCCAGGAAGAGCUAUCAACAAAUAGUUCCAAGAAUCAGCUCGAACGCCAGUUGCUCCAAUGUACCAAUACUUUGGAACGGCGCCGCGUGGUUGAUAUUUUGUCUUCUACGCGCGAAGGAUGUCACAUCUUAAAUCAACACCUCGCCCGAACUCUCAUACCUUCAGCGCAAGGUUCUGCUAAAUGGAGACCAACGAGCAAAAGCUCGGAGUGCCUUCUCUUGCUCAAUGAUGUAUAUAACAAUAUCAUCAGCAGAGGUAUAACACCAAGUCGGAAUUUGAUUAACGCGGCACUCUACUACGCAUCCAAGUGUGGGUCUCUGCCGGCCAUUCGUCAAUACCUACCUCUAGCAGACAUUCGAAGCUGGCUUUUCGGGAGAGCAAUGAGACAUUUACAACUACACUUCGUACGCAGCAAAAGAUCAGCACCUGCCGUCCGCGUAUUUCCUUGGUUGGAAAAUGAAGCUCAUAUGAAUGAGAUCUUCGAGCUUCUGACAGGUUGGGAAUAUGGUCGUCUACCCGAAAGUGACGAACCCCGGAAGUUGUCUUUUGCUCUACUACUGUCACGGUAUUCCAGGUUUUACUGCUAUUAUAUCCUAGGACUUGGGGAGGCGGGUCUUCCUGAUAUACUUGAACUCGAAAGCAAAAUUGCUGAGCAGAAAUUUAAUAUCCUUGCCAAGUCCCUCUUGAGUUCCCAGGUUUUUGCCAUGGCACAUCUCCUCGCCGACAGGACUCGCCAUGCGGGAACUAUUCUCUCAGUGAUUCCUGCAGAAAUCAAGAGUGUUGACCUUACUACAGCAAAGUAUCAAGACGAGGCACAAUUACGGUAUGCCGCUUCUAACAAGCUGCUGCUUUCUGAGGUCCCAGCCAUCAUCCGGGAUGUCGUUCGUCAACAUUACGACUUCCACGGCCUUCGACCGGGCAAGGGAGUGUUAAUGCACAUAGAAAAGACCAUUUGCAGGGUUCAGCACUACUUAAUGAUUGACCCAGCCGUAGCACUCAAAGAGUUGCAUUCCAUUCUUAUUCUAGGGUUCUCGGCAAAAGACAAGUACGGCCGAUUAAAAGUUUCAAUAAGUUCUAUUCCAGACAGAGAGUCAACACCAGCACCAAGUCCAAGUGAGCCGCAAGAGUCAGAGUCAGAGCCAGUACCAGAGUCAGAGCCAGAUAUUGGGUUAUCAGAUGAGAUGUGUGAGCUUUUAAAGAUUGAAAAAUGGAGCAAGGUUGAAUCUCGAAGGAGCAAAGAGGAAAGUAACUUCGGCUUGGUGGUUUGGCCUCCUGAUGAUGGUCCGCCUUUGUAUGAAAAGAGAUUCUCGGACUCUGACGGAAUUAGAGAGGGGAAUUGUGAGGAUAUCGCGUACUCUGAUUGA